This is a messenger RNA of Folsomia candida, 5727 nucleotides long. RefSeq lists its product as uncharacterized. Lineage: Eukaryota; Metazoa; Arthropoda; Collembola; Entomobryomorpha; Isotomidae. The transcript has a single exon. The coding region runs from base 1 to 5727 and encodes 1908 amino acids. Gene Ontology annotation, molecular function: nucleic acid binding; zinc ion binding. Gene Ontology annotation, biological process: DNA integration. The record is from RefSeq and is a predicted model, not a curated record.
AUGAAUGAGGACGAGAAUCAACCAAGGAGGAGUGACCGCGACAGGAAGGAGCCAGAUCGGUACGAGCCGUCGUGGGACAACUCUAAGAAGAAUGCAAGACGACAAGAAGAUUUGGAGCAGGGGAAUUUGGAAGACGGAGAAAGUAAACCCCUUGGUAGGACUCCAGUGAAAUCUGAAAAUGAGUCAAUUUUGGGCAAGAUGUUCAGCUUCAACCCGUUUGGACGAAAGAAGUCACCAACCCCAUCAUCGUCGUCAGUGUCAUCAGCGACGCGAAGAGCGAAUUUGGAAGCUGAACAUGGACAGAAGGUCACCGAAAAGGAAAAUCAGAUGACCGAAUUACUAGAAGAGUUGGAGGUCUCUCAAGCGGAGGUGGACAGUUUGAAGUUAGCUGUUAGCACCAUGCAAUCAAAGUGCGACCCCACUCAUCCAUUAUAUAAAGAAGAAGCUGUGGCUCAUCUCAAGCAAGAAAUUGAAGUUCUUAGCGAAAAAUGGGCAUUGAAAGUGGCAGAUCACAAGAUUUUGGCUGCCCGAACCAAAGGAAAAGUGCAACGACUGAAGAAUGAUAUUAUUCAGUUAGAGAAAGUGAAAGCAGCCGGGUUUGCUCAGAUCGACGAAGAUGAAGAGCAACACCUAGGAUCAGAUGAAGAGCGAUUCAUCAAUGAGAAUGAAUAUCAGAGUGACUUCAGAACCCGUGCACCAGAUUCCCCACCACCCACAUCUCGAGUGAAUAUGCUAGCCCCACAACACCAGGUUGAGCAGGCCAGUAAUAAUCAAAUUUUGGAGAUGAUGGCAAGAACGCUGCAGACAAUCGCAUAUAAAGAUUCAGACAGCAACAACAGAACUGAUAAGAUGAUCAUUCGUCAAACAAUAGGACGUGAUCUACCAUGCUUUAGUGGCAGAGCCGAGGAGUGGCCUGCAUUUAUCGCGUCCUACCAGAGGACAACGGAUGCAUGCGGAUUCUCCGAUGCAGAGAACAUUGAGCGCCUCCGCAAGUGUUUGAAAGGCGAGGCGGCUAAAAGUGUAGAGUGCAUGUUAGUGUCACCGAACGGACUCUCGGAAGUGAUGAAAGUGUUGGAGAAACGAUUUGGUCAGAAGGAACACAUCAUCCGAGCUAUGAUAGCCAAGGCGAAGCAAAUCCCUCCCGUUCAGCAAGACAAGCCGGAAACGAUCGUGGAGUUUGGCACCGGAGUAAUUAAUCUCACAGCAACAAUAAAAUCCCUUGGAGAAAGACAGCACCUACAGAAUCCAAUCCUUCUCACCGAUUUGGAAGAAAAACUGCCAGCUCCUAUGCGAGCACAGUGGAAGAAAGAAUUGUUGAAAUCGGGGCAGAUUGGCAAUUUAGUGAGUUUUAGUGAAUGGGUGCAACUCGAGUCAGAAGUUGCCACCCUCAUGACUUCUCCCAAGAUAGAAGAGAAGAAACCAGAAAAGAGGAGCCAGCAUCGAGACCGGAAGUCAGAAGACGAUUUUCCUACUGCAGCUGGACUCAUAAGUGGUCAGUCUGGGAAAUAUUGUGUAUUUUGUGAAAAGACCAAUCAUUAUGCGAGCGAGUGUUUCAAGGCGGAAAGAAUGACCUUAGAUCAGAAGAAAAAGAUUAUCAAAGAGAAGAACCUCUGCUAUAAAUGUGUCCGGCCUAAACAUCAAGCUAAGAACUGUAAAUAUGUACUUAAGUGUGAAUUGUGUGGUGAUGUUCAUGUGAAGAUAAUGUGUCCUCUGCAGAAGGAAAAGAAAACUUCACACCCACAACAAGAGCGUGACUCGCAAGAAAAUGUAGUCGCCACCAGUGCCAACUACUCGUGCCGACGCGAUGUUUUAUUGAAGACGCUCCUAGUACGGGCAUCAGGUCCGAAGGGGUCAGUUUUAGUGAGGCUCAUCUUUGACGAAGGGAGUCAACAAAGCAAUAUUGGAUCCACCACAGUUUCAAAGAUCGGAAGUUGCAUGGUGGGAGAGGAACUUUCUCGUAAUGUUUUGUUCGGCGGAACAGUGACCAAUUGCAAGAUGGUGAAGAAAUUCAAGGUGAAAUUGGAAAGCCUGAAUGGAAAAGUUCACCGAGAAUUGAUCCUGAAGGAGACGCCAACAAUUUGUGGGGAUAUUCCAAGAAUCCCUAAAGGACCCUGGAUGAAGGAGCUGAAAGAUAAGAAGAUAUGGAUUUCAGAUUUUGAAAACUCUCAUGUCGACAACUCAGCCAUAGAAAUCCUCAUCGGAAGUGAUAACUGGGGUCAACUUGUCACCGGAAAGCCAGUGAAAUUGAGUUGUGGCCUGUACGCAGUGAAUACAGUUUUUGGGUGGACCCUCAGUGGACCAGUUCCAGGAUCCAAAGCUAAAGAGGAAAGUUUGGCCAUGACAUGCACUUCACUUCUUACUGGUCAAUUUAAUAUACAAGAAAUGUGGAGCUUAGAAUCACUUGGGAUUCAAGACUCGUCGGAUGUGAAGACCAAGAAAGAAAAGGAAGAUGCUACAAGACAACACUUCCUAAAUACAGUGUCAAGAAAUCCAGAAGGACGCUACCAAGUUUCCCUUCCAUGGAUUGAAAAUUCUCCAGCAAUUCCAGACAACAGGAUCGUGGCGGAGAAGAGGCUCAUAUCUGCAACAACAAAAUUAAGAGCAGCUGGAAAAUACUCAGAAUACGAUCAAAUAUUUAAGGACUGGUGUCAAGAGGGCAUCAUUGAAGAGGUGAGCAGCGAGGUUACUCCAGAUAAAGUGCAUUACCUCCCUCAUCGUGCGGUAUUCAAGCCGAACAGUGUAACGACACCAGUCAGGCCGGUCUUCGACGCGUCCUGCAAGGUGGCGAGAAAUCCUUCUCUCAACGAGUGUCUCGAGAAAGGACCCAAUCUACUUGAAUUGAUCCCUUCCAUUCUACUAAGAUUCAGAGAAAAGAAGAUCGGGGUCACAGCAGACAUCAGAAAAGCCUUCCUCAUGAUCGAGAUCAAUGAACAAGAACGCGAUUUUCUCCGGUUCUUGUGGUGGGAGGGAGAGGAAGGAAAAUUCAAAAUUUAUCGUCACAGAAGAGUAGUUUUUGGAGCAAGCUGCAGUCCGUUUCUAUUGGGAGCAGUGCUGGAACUACAUCUUCAAAAUGUGAAACCCGAAUAUCAAGAAAUAGCACGGAAACUUCUCAAGUCCUUAUACGUGGACAAUUGUGUUUCCUCAGUGGAUUCGGUACAACAGUACGAAGAAUUCAAGAAAGUAUCAACAGGCAUGCUAUCGGAUGCCAAGAUGGAACUCCGGCAGUGGGAGUGUAGCGCAGGUCAUGAUUCCAGAGUCGGGUCAUCAUCAGGUGACUGCGGAUUGGGUCGUGAUGGAUGCGUUGCGCAAGCACUGACGGGGGUUCUUGGCAUAAUUUGGAAUAAGGAAGAGGACUCUCUGAAGAUCGAAAUUCCUAAGAAUCCACUGCCUGAAAAAUUGACCAAGAGAACGAUCUUAUCUGUUGCGCAUCAGAUAUUUGAUCCAUUAGGUUUUUUGAGCCCCGUAACUUUAAUCCCCAAACUCCUCAUUCAGAAGGCCUGGGAGAGCAAGUCGAGUUGGGAUGAAGAUUUAGAAGGGGGGCUCAAGAAAGAAUUUAUUUCAUGGUGGAGUGAAAUACGGAAGUUGGAAGCGGUUUCAGUUACACGCCAUGCUUAUGGAAAUCUGGGGGCCAAGUUGCAGCUCCACACCUUCUGCGAUGCGAGCAAAAACGCAUACGCAGCCGUGAUAUUUUUGAGAUCAGAAGACGAGAACGGAGUCAAGAUCCGGAUUCUCCAGGCAAAAUCAAGGGUGAGUCCACUCAAAGUGGUCACCAUACCAAGAUUGGAGCUGUUGGGGUGCGUCAUAGCGGCAAGAUUGACAGCACGAGUCAAGGAGGCGUUGACACUCGAAGACGUCCCAACACAUUACCACAGCGACUCAUCUACGGCGCUCUCAUGGAUUCGACGCAAUGAUGAGUGGGGCACUUUUGUGGGUAAUCGCGUGAAAGAAAUCUUGUCACUCACAAAAUCCGGAGAAUGGAGAUGGGUGCCAGGAAAGAUGAACCCAGCCGACUUACCUUCUCGAGGAUGUAGUCCGGAUCAGUUCCUAAAAUCGAAAUGGUGGGAGGGACCGGGAUGGUUGACGAAAUCGGAAGAAUUUUGGCCAUCAGGUGAAGAGGAACCCAACAUGGAUGAAGUUAUGAAGGAGAAGAAGAAAAGUGCCACCAUCAGCAUGGCUGUUGGGAAUUCUUCUAAUUAUUGGUACAUGGCUCAUUCCUCCUCCUACAUGAAAACUGUCAGGGCGUUCGCUUAUGUCCUGAAGUUUACCAACCGGAAUAAAGAAGAUCUCAGUGAGAGAAAAACUGAACUCACUGGAGCAGAUAUUUCCGUAGCAGAGAUGAAACUUCUCAAGAUAGUUCAAGAAGAAAGUUUUGGGAAGGAGAAGCAGUUGAUCUCUGGGCUGCGAGUGAAAGCGGAUCAAGAUGGACUUCUGCGUGUCCAAACUAAACUCAUCCAGAGGGAGGACACAGAAGCAUUCAGGAUGCCAGUAAUUUUACCACACUGCCAUCCAUUAGUGGACAUGAUGAUACGAGAAGAGCAUCUCCAUCAUCAUCAUGCGGGUGUCCAGUUUCUACUUAGUCAAUUGAGGGAGAAAUACUGGAUCACUCAAGGGCGCCGAGCCAUCAAGAGAGCAAUUGGAGCGUGUGCGCGAUGCCGGAGAUUUGCCACCAAGACUCCCAAUGUCCCAGCAGCAGCGCUUCCUGAAGAUAGAGUCAAGACCGCCAAGGCUUUCCAAAUUACUGGGAUCGAUUUGGCAGGACCUUUAUUCAUGAAAGACAGAACUAAGACGUGGAUAGUUCUCUUCACGUGCGCAGUGUACAGAUGCGUACAUUUGGAGCUAGUGACCGAGCUAAGUACGGAUGUGUUCCUCUUGGCGCUGGAUCGUUUUGUCUCAAGGAGAGGAAGACCAGCCACCAUCUAUACAGAUAACGGAACUAAUUUUCAAGGCGCGGACAAUCAGUUCAAGAAGUUGAAUUGGGCCGAGAUUGAAACGAAGACCAGACUCGUCAGAAUCGAGUGGCGAUUCAACCCUCCUUCAGCACCAUGGUGGGGAGGAUGGUGGGAGCGACUCAUCAGAAGCAUCAAGGAUUUGCUUAAGAGGAUGCUCGGUCACAGCAAAUUGAAUUACCAUCAGAUGGAAACCUACUUGUGUGAGGUGGAGGCCGUCAUGAAUGGAAGACCUUUGACCUACGUGAGUGAGGAUAUGGAGGAUUUGAUCCCCUUGACUCCAUCCAUGUUCCUCCAAGAUGUCACGACGACGGAUUUACCAGAGAUGGAGGUGCUCAACUCACAAGGACUUCAGAAGAAGUACAAGGAAAUGAUGAAGUUGAGGGAGGCGUUGAGGGAGCGGUUCCGAAAAGAGUACCUCUCUCAACUAGUCCAGCGUGGAAGUACCAAGAAGUGUGAAGAAUUCAAAGUCGGAGAUGUCGUCCUUGUGGGUAGCGACAAUCAAAAGCGACUACAGUGGCCUAUGGCGAAAAUUGUGGAGCUAUUUCCGGGCAAAGAUAAUGAAAUCCGGGUAGCUCGUGUCAAGACUCAAGGCGGAUUCCUAGUGCGACCCCUUCAGCGUCUCUAUCCCCUGGAAAUGUCAUCUCAAGAAGCAUUCCCCCUAGUGCCAGUACCCCUACCUGUCCCAGCGGCGGAGGCAGUGAAGAUGCCAGAAAUCAAGUCCGACAGUCGAUCCCGUUUUGGACGCAAGAUUGUAGUUCCAGAUCGAUUUGGAAAGUGA